GUGGUCUUCUAGAAAAUAUAAGUGCGUUUUACGUUCGCACAACAUUUCACGGAGAUCGUUAAAAAGAUGUGGAUUAAAACAGACUUAUUCUCAGCGGUUGUGUUAUUAUGUGUUAUUGUGCAACAUAAUGCAACUCAUGGGAAAAGGAUAUUAGCUAUAGUGAACCUUCCAUCAGCUAGCCAUCACAUAUCCUAUCGUGGUCUAUUUUUGGAAUUAAAUAGACGAGGCCACGAAAUCGUGUCGGUCACUACACAUCCGAUGAAGAAUUCUUCGUUAACAAAUUACACGGAAAUCGAUUUAUAUAAUUUGCGCAAUGUAAUCGCAGCUAAAUACCAUGAAUGGGGAAAUGUGACAACAUUGAUCAUGAACUUGCCGUAUCUAUACCAAGAACGAAUUUUAUGGGAAGCGGCUAACUUCAUGAAUUACGAGCUUUUCGUACAUCCGGAGAUCAAGAAGUUGUAUGCAGCUAACAGCAACGAACAAUUCGACGCGGUUAUAAUAGAGCAAGGUGUCAACCCGUCACUGAACGCCUUCGCAUAUAGGUUUAAGGCGCCUCUCAUAGGUAUCUCGAGUUUAGACGUGUACAAUCAAGUGCGCUACAUGAUGGGAGGCCUUGUUCUACCUUCGCAUCGUUCCUCUUGGCAAACCAACAUGCAAGGUAACAUCGAAAGUAACAUGUCGUUCUGGGAUAGACUCGUCAACUUUUGUGAGGUGUGGUAUCAAAUAUAUAAUUGGAUGAACGUGCGCAUCCCCUUGGAGGAUGCUCUUGUGAGGAAGUACUUGGGGGAGGGCAUACCGUCCGUCGCAGACCUAUCGAGAAACAUAAGCUUGUUCCUCGUCAACAGGCACCCGACAAUUGCAAUUCCUAGGCAGGAACAAUCGAACGUCGUGUUUUACCACGGUUUUCACAUAAAACGAGUACUGCCCGCUCUGCCAAACGAGUUGAAACAAUACCUCGACAACGCGAAGAACGGUUUCAUUUACGUCAGCUUGGGAACUAAUGUCGUGUGGAAGGAACUACCGCCAAACAUAUUCAACUCCUUCGUCGAAGCGCUCGCCUCGCUACCGUGGAAGGUUCUGUGGAAAAAUAAUCCCGACAUAAUGCCCAGGAAAUUUGAAAACAUACUCGUGUCGAAGUGGUUCCCCCAACAAAGCAUCCUCGCUCACCCGAACAUCAAGCUGUUUAUUUACCAAGGCGGUCUUCAGAGCACCGAAGAAACCAUUUACCACGGAGUUCCGAUUAUAGGAUUUCCCGUGAUAUGGGAUCAGAAACAUCAAGUGCGACAUAUCGUAAAACUAGGUAUAGGCUUACAAUGCCAGAUUACAAAUAUCUCGAAAGAGGAUAUCGUAGCCGCUGUGCACGAAGUCAUAAGCAACAAGAGAUACAAAGAGCGGGUAAAAGAGCUGAGUAAGCUCUACACUGACAUACCCUAUGACAGCCUUCAGAAUGCGGCAUGGUGGGUCGAGUACGUGAUGCGUCACAAUGGAAUAACUAAUUGGCAAGACGAGAUCGCCGACGAGCCGUGGUAUCAACGAUACGACUGGGACGUCAUCAGUUUCCUCGCCGUAACUGCGUUUACAACGUCCCUUAUUUGUCUAUACGCAUUACUUCAAAUUUUACAUCGUAUUUACUAUCGAUUAUUCCGCAAUGAAACAGAGUUUUACUAUGUCACUAAACCGAAAAGCCAAUAAACCCCUUCCAUGCGCAGUAAUAACAAUUUAGAAAGAAAUAAUAAUUUGAAAUAUACACGGUACAGUUCAAAAGUCCCCGAACUGAAUUUUUUACCGGUCUCCUAUCACCAACUCUAUCUACCGAGUUACGAUUGAAUUAUAUAGUUGAAACCGUUUCCGACGAGAGUGCAAAUUGGUGUAAUUGCAGUUGUUGUGACAAUUAAAUUUUGCUAUAGAGACGAUUUUUCGGCUACAAAGACUGUGAGACUGAUUCAGAGGACUUACGGUGAUGCAGCGUUAAGUCGAAUAAUAAUUUUUGAGUGGUACAAACGAGAAAGUAGAGAGUCAGUGAAGGACGACCAAUGCAAUGGUCGGCUCAUGUCAAGUCGAAUCGAUGAUAAGAUCGGUACCGUCGAUAAAAUGGCUAAAGAUGAUAAAAAAAAUGUAUUAGAUCGCCUAAUUUCGUGCACUUGACGAGUUCGUCCCGCUCUGUAUCGCACGCGUGAUUUUUCUUCCUACGCAACAACGUCCCGGCGAAUGUAUCUAUGAAGUUGGCACGACAUUCUUUAAAUUUUAAAAAGACAAUGACAGUUCUAGUAGGACUCUUCAUAGUUCUAGAGUUCCUGAUAGAAAAUAAAAAGAGUCCCGCAUUUUUAAUACCAAAAAAUAGCAAAUGAAAAAUUGUCGUGCUAACUUCGCGAAUCUAACACUUCUUCCUCUAAUCUAUAAGAAAUCAAUAAAUAUCAGUGCUUUUAGCAGGAGUUCCCGUUCGUUCUAAUCGAGUUCCAUCUCUGUAUGUAAUUCAAAUAAAAAAAACUUCAAUAA
This is a messenger RNA of Harpegnathos saltator (Jerdon's jumping ant), 2496 nucleotides long. RefSeq names its product UDP-glucuronosyltransferase 2B17. Lineage: Eukaryota; Metazoa; Arthropoda; Insecta; Hymenoptera; Formicidae. Gene Ontology annotation, molecular function: UDP-glycosyltransferase activity. The transcript is spliced from 5 exons. The record is from RefSeq and is a predicted model, not a curated record. The coding region runs from base 67 to 1692 and encodes 541 amino acids.